AUGCCUCUCUCUCUCUCUCUCUCUCUCUCUCUCUCUCUCUCUCUCUCUCUCUGUCCAAAACCAAUGUUAUUUGUACUCAAGAACCGUACAUAUACAUUAAAUUAUUCUCUCUAUCCCUCUCUCCCUUCCACUUCCCGUGCCUUUCUGCAUCUAUCUAUGUCUGAUCUUUUUAAUAUCUAUCUAUCUAUCUAUCUAUCUAUCUAUCUAUCUAUCUAUCAGUCUGAAUCAGUCUGUUCAUAUCUAUCUGUCUCAGUCUGCUCCUAUCUAUCACAGUCUGCUUAUAUGUAUCGAUUCAUUAUCUAUCUGUUCAUAUGUGUUUCUCUAAAGGAUCUAUCUAUCUAUCUAUCUAUCUAUCUAUCUAUCUAUCUAUCUAUUUUUCAUCCUUUUUUAGGACCCUCGUUCUCCUCUCACCUUGUCUGUUUUUUUUCUUCAUCAUUUAUUUUCUUACAUUUCUUCUUCCUUUUUCUUUUCUUUUUUGCGGACGCUCCCUUUCUCUUUUUAUAUUUCUCUUCUUUUCUCUCAUUUUCAUUUACAUUUUUCAUUCUUCUCUCCCCUACUCUCUCCGUCUCCCACCCACUUUCUCUACACUCCCCUCUCUCUCUCUCUCUCUCUCUCUCUCUCUCUCAGUUAAUUUUUUUCUUUUUACUCUCUCUCUCCUUCUCCUUCACCUUCUCCCCGCUUUUUCUCUUUUUGACUCUCUCUCUCUCUCUCUCUCUCUCUCUCUCUCUCUUAUACGUUUUCCAAAUUACUCUCAAUCUAUCCAUUUUGACCUCUCUCUCUCCUUCUGUCGCUCCUUCUCUCUUUUUUGCACGAGUUACUCUCAAUCUAUCCAUUUUUAUCUUUCUUUUUCUAAAACCUUUCUCUCUCUCUCUCUCUCUCUCUCUCUUUCUCUCUCUAGAUGAACGUUUUCCUUCCAUCCUUUUCCAAGUUACCCUCAAUCUAUCCAUUUGUAUCACUCUCCCUUUCUCUCUCUCUCUCUCUCACUCACUCUCUCCGUGUACGUUUUCCUUCCAUUCUUUUGCAAGAGAUACUCUCUCUAUAUAUCCAUUUCUAUCUAUCUUUUUCCUCCUCUCUCACUUUCUCUCUACAUCAAAUAAUUUUACGCGAUUUAUUACAUUUCGCCCGACCAUUGGGACAAAUGUGAUUAAUCUCCUCUUCCUUCUCCUCUUCCUUCUCCUCUCCACCUUCUUCGAUACAUCCAUCUAUCUGUCUAUCUCAUUAUCUAACUUUCCCUCUUCGUGCUUUUUUCUUGUCCUCUUUUGGUUUCUCUCUCUCUCUUUGCUAUGUUUCUCUCUUUGCUAUUAUCAAACUUUCACACUCUCUCUCUCUCUCCUUCCCUCUUUCUUUCUUUCUUUCUUUCUUUCUUUCUUUCUUUCUUUAUCUAUCUAUCUAUCUAUCUAUCUAUCUACAUUUGUAUCAUUAUAG
Acanthosepion pharaonis is the source of this 1425-nucleotide messenger RNA. The record is from the annotation of a GenBank genome assembly. Lineage: Eukaryota; Metazoa; Mollusca; Cephalopoda; Sepiida; Sepiidae.